This is a messenger RNA of Mus pahari (shrew mouse), 1548 nucleotides long. It is a transcript of the gene Tspan31, whose product is annotated as tetraspanin 31. Gene Ontology annotation, cellular component: membrane. The transcript is spliced from 6 exons. The record is from RefSeq and is a predicted model, not a curated record. The coding region runs from base 95 to 724 and encodes 209 amino acids. NCBI's taxonomy places the organism in Eukaryota, Metazoa, Chordata, Mammalia, Rodentia, Muridae.
UUUAAAGCGAUAGACGCUGUUGGAGUCCUACAAGACGGUCCUCGAUACCCUCCCCACAAGUCUUGGGACCAUUUGGGUCCUCAGAUCUGGGGAGAUGGUUUGCGGCGGAUUUGCUUGUUCCAAGAAUGCGCUAUGCGCUCUCAACGUGGUUUAUAUGCUUGUGGGCUUACUGCUCAUUGGUGUAGCUGCCUGGGGCAAGGGCCUCGGUGUGGUGUCUAGCAUUCACAUCAUUGGAGGAGUCAUUGCUGUGGGAGUCUUCCUUCUCCUCAUCGCGGUGGCAGGACUGGUGGGCGCCGCGAACCACCACCAAGUGCUGCUCUUCUUUUAUAUGAUUAUCCUAGGUUUGGUCUUCAUCUUCCAGUUUGGGAUCUCUUGCUCAUGUCUGGCUAUUAACAGGAACAAACAGGCAGAUGUCAUCAAUGCUUCGUGGUGGGUCUUGAGCAACAGUACCCGGCAUGAACUGGAGAGAAGUUUUGACUGCUGUGGCUUGUUCAACCUUACAACCCCGCACCUACAAGAUACUUCCUGUAGUGCGAUGUGCAAAACUAAGAGUUCUACGUGCCAGAUGUGUGGGGAGAUGUUCCUUAAACAUUCAGACAAAGCCCUCAAGAUCCUAGGAGGUGUCGGGCUCUUCUUUAGUUUCACAGAGAUCCUUGGUGUCUGGCUAGCAAUGAGAUUCCGGAAUCAAAAGGACCCUCGAGCCAAUCCCAGUGCCUUCCUAUGAGACUUUUGAUCUCCCAGAGAGCAUCUUUGCAGCCUAGGCUGGUUUCCAGCUAGCUCUGUAUCCAAGGAAGACCUUGAACUCCAGAUCCUCCUGCCUCAGCCUCCUGCUGGCAUCACCACGCUCAGCCAGCCCCUGGAUCCUUUGGACUUGGCUUUGCCAUCUUUUUUUGUUUGUUUUUUGAGACAGGGUUUCUCUGUGUAACCCUGGCUAUCCUGGAACUGUGUAAACUAGGCUGGCCUCAAACUCAAAUCUGCCUGCCUCUGCCUCCCAAGUGCUGGGAUUAAAGGCGUGCACCACCACUGCCUGGCCUUGCCAUUUUUUAAAACACCCCUAAUUCUUUAAAAAACUAGGGGUAGAACCUGAUUUUGUUUUAGAGAAAAAAAAAGGUCCCUUACCUCACCCCCAAGAACUGAUCAAGUAGUAGCUAGACUUAUGUCUGUGUAUUUUGAUGGGAACAAGAUUGUGGAGGGGGGAGGACUCCAUGCCUCUGCCUGGGAGGGUAACUGCACCCGCACUCCCCCAAGACCCUUGGCUUCAAGGACAAAGUCAGAACACCAAGGGAAAACCAGGGCCUCACAAGUGCUGGGCAAGUAUUUCUCCCAAUCAGCUGUCACCCAGCCCCACCUACAGUCAAAGCAGGACCAGUGAACUUAGAAGCUAAAGCAAUUUUGACCGAAUAUUCCAAGAAAGCAUUUGUUUCUCUCUGAUCUUGCCAACCGAAGAGCUGGACUGCCUGCCUAAAUCCUUGUUUUUGUGUGUUUUUUUCUCAAGCCUCCCAGUGUUAAAGCCAAUCAGGAAAAAACAUUAAAGAAAAAUAAAGACCA